This is a messenger RNA of Penicillium macrosclerotiorum, 705 nucleotides long. Its product is annotated as ornithine decarboxylase antizyme. Gene Ontology annotation, cellular component: cytoplasm; nucleus. NCBI's taxonomy places the organism in Eukaryota, Fungi, Ascomycota, Eurotiomycetes, Eurotiales, Aspergillaceae. Gene Ontology annotation, biological process: positive regulation of protein catabolic process. Bases 1 to 705 code for a protein of 234 amino acids. The transcript is spliced from 3 exons. The record is from RefSeq and is a predicted model, not a curated record. Gene Ontology annotation, molecular function: ornithine decarboxylase inhibitor activity.
AUGCCUCCACUUCUCGAUCAGGAAUCCACCAUCAUGGCUAGCUGCUACUCCGUUGAAUCGUCCACCGCCGCGGAGCACAGUGGUAUCCCUGAGGUCCCCUCAGGGUCUAAAACAUCCAUUAUAAGUCCUCCCCUCGAGUUCCCCGCGCCCGUGGAUCGCAGCUGGUCUGGGAACAACUGGCCCGAGUAUAGAGGGGAGGCGACGCACACCAUCCCGGAAGAGUGUGAGAGGCUCUUCUGUGACAAACUGUCCACGACAUUCCUUGGUGAGAGGACUGGCGCGUGGCAGGAGUCACUGGGGAUGGGUACGUUUCAACAUAUCGAGCCAAAUCGGGUCGGAGCUGGAAACGAUCGGAUCCAGUCCUGGGUCGAAGUGUGGGACUACACUAGUGAUGCUAUCUACCGUGGAUUCGUAACGGGCCACGGCGACGAGCGGACGCUGUUUGUCUUCUUUGAAGAUGGCGUCAAGGGCCAUGGCCUCAAGUCUGGACUGAUCGCUCUUUUUGAACUUGCUGGUAUCGAUUCUUUUGACUGUACCCAGAUCGUUGCCUGUGUCAGGCGCUCACAGCACACCGACGAAAUGGAGCUGGUCCGAAGCCUUGGAUGGUGCGGAUUCAACCUCACUACCCUGGAGCCCUGGAUCGGGAUCGGUGGCCGGGGGCCAUCCCUGAGCACCAAAUGGCUUCUGUUAGUCGCUGAAACAUAG